ACCUCCAACCACCAGCAAACCAAACAACACGUCUCUGCGGUACCACUCCUGGAAUCACUGCACAAUGGGUACCGCACUCAAGACCUGGGAGCUCGAGAACUCGGUAAAGCUCGUGGAUCCCAGCAAGGAUGCACUAUAUAACUACUCUCCUGCUGCCCAGAAAGCAAUCAACGAGGCGCACCCAUGGCGAACCGACCCCAACUACUUUACUUCGGUUCGUAUCUCUGCUAUCGCCCUCCUCAAGAUGGUCAUGCAUGCGCGUUCAGGUGGCUCCCUUGAGGUCAUGGGCUUGAUGCUGGGCAAGAUUGAAGCACACACUUUUGUCGUUACAGACGCCUUUCGGCUACCUGUCGAGGGAACAGAGACACGAGUCAAUGCGCAGGAUGAGGCAAACGAGUACAUGGUCGAGUUCUUGCAGCGAGCACGCGAACAAGGGCAAAUGGAGAAUGCAGUGGGCUGGUAUCACUCGCAUCCUGGUUAUGGAUGUUGGCUAUCUGGUAUCGAUGUCAACACGCAGAAAACGCAGCAGCAAUUCCAAGAUCCCUUCUGUGCCAUCGUCAUCGACCCCGACCGAACCAUCUCUGCAGGCAAGGUUGAGAUCGGGGCCUUCCGCACAUAUUCGACCGAAUACGUUGAGAAUCAGCAAAAGACUGGUGGUUCAAAGGUGUCAGGGGGUACAGACAGCGACGGCUUUGAGACGAUUCCGCUGGGCAAGAUCGAGGAUUUUGGCGCUCACGCCAGCCACUACUACUCUCUCGAAGUCUCACACUACAAGUCUUCCCUCGACGCCAAACUUCUCGAGGCACUUUGGAACAAGUACUGGGUGCAGACGCUUUCGUCGUCGCCUCUUAUUUCAAACCGCGAAUACGGCACCAAGCAAAUCUCCGACCUGGCACGCAAAAUGCAGCAAGAGUCACAUAGCAGCUCACGAUUCAAGGGCGGUCAGGGUUACUCGAGUAGCCUCGAUGUCAAGAAUCAACUGACCAAACUUGGCGCGGUGGGAUCGAAGAUUGCGCGCGAAGAGGAUAUGGGCCUGCUGGCGGCACAGGUCAAGGACAAAGUAUUCAGCUUGCCGAGUGAAGGCGAGGUCAAGAGCCCAGACGUUGUUGAAAUGGAGACUUCGUGAUGUUGCAGGUCGAAGAGGUAUGCGAACAUGUGCAAUGAUUGGACAGCAUGGCAAGGCGUUUAUGGCGUAGCAAAGGGGAUUAUUCGGAUCGAAUUAUAGAAUUACAGAGGGUAGUGUAUUAAAUUCAAUACAAACCUGUCAUGUCUUGAUGAACACGAAAUCCGCUCCUCACUGGUAUCAUACAAUUCGGCGAAGCAGACAUAAUUCAUCUGCAUCACAACCCC
Molecule: messenger RNA, 1350 nt
Organism: Bipolaris maydis ATCC 48331
Lineage: Eukaryota; Fungi; Ascomycota; Dothideomycetes; Pleosporales; Pleosporaceae
Product: cop9 signalosome complex subunit 5
Biological process (GO): protein deneddylation
Cellular component (GO): cytoplasm; COP9 signalosome
Molecular function (GO): metallopeptidase activity; protein binding; deNEDDylase activity
Source: RefSeq, a predicted model, not a curated record